AUGGGGGACCCCCCAGGCAGCGCAGGAGCCCACAAGAGGGGCCGGGUCCAGCCUGGAGGGCCAGGGAUGUCUGAGUUGAGACCAGAAGGCUCCACCAGCAUGGACACCCUCAACUACCAAGAUGUUUUUGAAGAAGAUGAGAACUCAGCAUUCACCUGGGAGGUGAAGGCCAACAACCGGUACUACCACUGGCAGUUCAAGGAGAAGGUCUUCCUGUGCUGCCAAAGGAACAAGUACAAGACCAACGUCAUUCACACAGCCAAGUAUAGCGUCUUCUCCUUCCUGCCGCUGAACCUGUAUGAGCAGUUCCACCGCGUAUCCAACCUCUACUUCCUCCUUAUCAUUAUCCUACAGGGAAUCCCCGAGAUCUCCACGCUGCCCUGGUUCACACUCUUUGCCCCGCUGGUCUGCCUGCUCACCAUCCGUGCUGCCCGCGACCUGGUGGACGACAUCGGACGGCACAGGAGCGACACUGCCAUCAACAACAGGCCCUGCCAGAUCCUAGUAGGGAAGAGAUUCCUGUGGAGGAAAUGGAAGGACCUGUGCGUGGGGGACGUGGUCUGUCUGCAGAAGGACAGCAUCGUUCCGGCCGACAUGCUACUGCUCGCCAGCACUGAGCCCAGCAGCCUGUGCUACGUGGAAACGGCUGACAUUGAUGGGGAGACGAACCUGAAGUUCAGACAGGCCCUGGCAGUCACCCACCAUGAGCUGAACAAUAUAAGGAAGAUGGCGACCUUCCAAGGCAAGGUGGUGUGUGAAAAGCCCAACAGCCGGAUGCACAAAUUUGUGGGGUGCCUGGAGUGGAAGGGCAAGAGGUACUCACUAGACAGCGGCAACAUCCUCCUGCGUGGCUGCAAGAUCCGCAACACAAACACCUGCUAUGGACUGGUCAUCUACGCAGGUUUUGACACAAAGAUCAUGAAGAGCUGUGGCAAAAUCCACCUGAAGAGAACCAAGCUGGACCACCUGAUAAACAGGCUGGUGGUCAUGAUCUUCCUGGUCCUGGUGCUGGUCUCCAUGGCCUUGACCCUAGGCUUCAGGUACAAGGUCAAGGAGUUCAGGACCAAGCACUACUACAUCUCGUCCAAUGACAAGCGUACCGAGACCACCGAGUCUUUCUUCACCUUCUGGGGCUUUCUCAUCCUGCUUAGCGUCAUGGUGCCCAUGGCUAUGUUUAUCAUUGCCGAGUUCAUCUACCUGGGAAACAGCAUCUUCAUCAACUGGGAUGCACAGAUGUAUUACGCACCGCUGGACACCCCGGCCAAGGCCCGCAGCACCAGCCUCAACGACCAGCUGGGCCAGGUGGAGUACAUCUUCUCGGACAAGACGGGCACGCUCACCCAGAACGUCAUGACCUUCAGAAAGUGCUGCAUCAACGGCCACAUCUACGGUGGGUGGCCCCGGCCCCCACCCGGUGCCCCAGGGCCUCCUGGGUCCAGCCAGAAUCCGAGCAGAACACGUUGUUGUUGGCUUCUGUCCGGUCAGUUCCGGCUCAUCUUGACCCCAUGUGAGAGUGGAACUGCCCCAUCGGGUUUCCUAGGCUGUCAUCUUUACAACCUGGGGCUUUCAUUUCAUUUAGAUCCACAAUCAACACCCAUGGAAGCAGCAGUCAAGAAAUCAAACGGCACAUCGCAUUGGGCAAAUCUGGGAUUGUCUGGCAGCGUCCAGUGGCCCUUGGAAUCCUGCAGUGGGGUGUGGGGUUCUCGGGGAACUGAGCCUGAAGCCGUGUCUCUCUCCCCAGAGCCAGACAACAGGGGCACCCUACAUAAGGUAAGCCCCACCCUGUUGCCCCAAAUGGUGGGGGGGCCGGCAGGGAUCCCCCAACACAGCCCGCCUGCCUGCGCCUUCAUGCUCCAGGAUGACCUCUAUCUGUGGAACGAGUUUGCAGACGGGAAGCUAAUGUUUCACAACAAGGAGCUGCUGUCCACUGUCCGGGCCGACAAGGACACGGUGGUGCGGGAGUUCUGGCGUCUGCUGUCCCUGUGCCAUACCGUCAUGGUGCAGGAGCAGAACAAGGAAAGGCCUGACCAGCUCCUGUACCAGGCGGCUUCCCCCGACGAGGAGGCGCUGGUCACUGCAGCCCGGAACUUCGGCUAUGUGUUCCUGUCGCGCACGCAGGACACCAUCACGGUGAUGGAGCUGGGGCAGGAGCGGGUCUACAAGAUGCUGGCCAUGAUGGACUUCAACAGUGACCGCAAGCGAAUGUCGGUGCUGGUCCGCAACCCCGAGGGCUCCAUCUUCCUCUACACCAAGGGCGCCGACAUGGUCAUCUUCGAACGGCUGUCCAAGAGGGAUGUGACAGAGACCUCCACGGAGGAGGCCUUGGCCGCCUUUGCGGAGCAGACCCUGCGGACACUGUGCCUGGCCUACAAGGAGGUGGACAAGGACGUGUAUGAGGAGUGGAGCCAACGGCACCAGGAAGCCAGCCUCCUGCUGCAGAACCGGGCUCAGGCCCUGCACCAGUUGUACGAGGAGAUGGAGCAGAACCUCCAGCUGCUGGGAGCAACUGCCAUCGAGGACAGACUGCAGGAUGGCGUCCCAGACACCAUCAAGUGCCUCAAGAAUGGGAACAUCAAAGUGUGGGUGCUGACAGGGGACAAGCAAGAGACGGCAGUGAACAUCGGCUUUGCCUGCCACCUGCUCUCGGAGGACAUGAUCAUUCUGGAAGAGAGUGAGAUAGUCCGCAUGAUGGAGACCUACUGGGACAGCAACAACAACCUGCAGGAGGGGAAGGGCCGGUUCCUUCAGCAAGUCAAGAUGGCCAUGGUCAUCACGGGGGACUUCCUGGACCAGCUGAUGGCCCCAUCGUCCACGGACAAGCCCCGGACCCUGCCCCGGAACGCGCUCGGCGACGAAGCCUGGCAAGAGCCCGGCCAGCGGCAGGAGGCCUGGCGCACCUGGCGGCUGCCGCAGAUGUGGCGCGCCUUGGUGGAGCGGCUGGGGGGCAUGCCAGCGACCCUGCGGUUGCCGGGGGCCAAGGCCCAGGAGAGCCCCGAGGCGAGGCGCGAGCGGGCCUUCGUGGACCUGGCCGUGCGCUGCCAGGCGGUCAUCUGCUGCCGGGUGACCCCCAAGCAGAAGGCACUGAUCGUGACCCUCAUCCAGAAACACAAGCGCGUCGUGACCUUGGCCAUCGGGGACGGCGCCAACGACGUGAACAUGAUCAAGACGGCGGACAUCGGCGUGGGCCUGGCGGGCCAGGAGGGCAUGCAGGCGGUGCAGAACAGCGACUACGUGCUGGCCCAGUUCUGCUUCCUGCAGCGCCUCCUGCUGGUGCACGGGCGCUGGGCCUACGUGCGCAUCUGCAAGUUCCUGCGCUACUUUCUCUACAAGACGCUGGCCAGCAUGAUGGCGCAGAUCUGGUUCGCCUUCUACAACGGCUUCACCGCCCAGCCCCUAUAUGAAGGCUGGUUCCUGGCGCUCUUCAAUCUAUUGUACUCCACGCUCCCCGUGCUCUACAUUGGACUGUUUGAGCAGGAUGUGAGUGCCGAGAAGAGCCUGCAGAUGCCAGAGCUGUACAUGGCAGGGCAGAAAGAGGAGCUCUUCAACUACUGGGUCCUCUUCCAAGCCCUGGCCCACGGCACGGCCACCUCCCUGAUCAACUUCUUUGUGACCCUGCUAGCCUGUCACGACAAGGGAGGGCCCUCCAGCCUCAGUGACUACCAGUCCUUUGGCGUGAUCGUGGCCUUGUCGGGCCUGCUGUCCGUCACCAUGGAGGUGGUCCUGAUCAUCAAGUACUGGACCGUCCUGAGUGUGCUGGCCAUCCUUCUGAGCCUCUGCUGCUACGCCGUCAUGACCUGUGCCUCGGAGAGCUUGUGGCUCUAUAAGGUCUCGCCAAAGACCUUCCCGUUCCUGUAUGCCACCCGCAACGUGCUGUCCCAGCCCUUUGCCCUGCUCGUGAUCCUGCUGAAUGUGUCGCUCAACACCCUGUCCAUCCUGGCUUUUCGCAUCAUCUACCAAAUUGUCAAGAAGCCACGUCCCAAGGGCUCAGAGGUGGAGGAGGCCCCAAGUGAGGAAAUCGCGGUGGAGCCCAUUCACUACUUACAGCGUGUGUCACGUGCCCGGCGCUCCAGCUAUGCCUUUUCCCACCGUGAGGGCUACGCAAACCUCAUCACUCAGGGCACCAUCAUGCGGAGGGCUCGGGACACCAACAGCGAGCUGAUGAAUGAUGACCAGCCCCCAUCUGAAGACGAUAUUCCCCCGAGCUUCAGGGACCCAACCUGGCAUCCCAGAAGGCUGUCAUUCCUGGUGAAGAGGAAGCACCAGCGUAUGGAGAGGAUAUCCUCAGAGAGGAUGUGCCCCAGCGCCGUGGAGAGCCCAAGCUUGCCUGUCACCUUCACCUGGGGAGAGGCCACCUUCUUCUCGGGACAGGUCUCAGUCACCUGA
Loxodonta africana (African savanna elephant) is the source of this 4383-nucleotide messenger RNA. It is a transcript of the gene ATP8B3, whose product is annotated as ATPase phospholipid transporting 8B3. The transcript is spliced from 30 exons. Gene Ontology annotation, molecular function: ATP binding; ATP hydrolysis activity; ATPase-coupled intramembrane lipid carrier activity. NCBI's taxonomy places the organism in Eukaryota, Metazoa, Chordata, Mammalia, Proboscidea, Elephantidae. Gene Ontology annotation, biological process: Golgi organization; phospholipid translocation. The record is from RefSeq and is a predicted model, not a curated record. Bases 1 to 4383 code for a protein of 1460 amino acids. Gene Ontology annotation, cellular component: trans-Golgi network; plasma membrane.